Molecule: messenger RNA, 2027 nt
Organism: Nymphalis io (European peacock)
Lineage: Eukaryota; Metazoa; Arthropoda; Insecta; Lepidoptera; Nymphalidae
Product: uncoordinated protein 58-like
Exons: 3
Coding region: 125-1657 (510 amino acids)
Biological process (GO): stabilization of membrane potential; potassium ion transmembrane transport
Cellular component (GO): membrane
Molecular function (GO): potassium ion leak channel activity
Source: RefSeq, a predicted model, not a curated record
GUUUCCUUUUUACAGAUAAGGAUGACGCAAUAUAGAGGAAUCCAGAGUAAUUAACUAUUGAAAUGAAAGCCACUACGAAGCGAUAGUAUCAUCGAAACACAAAGUUUGAAAAUAAACAACCAAAAUGGAUAUCAACCAUGUAGCAUUGGAUAAAGAAGCAAUCAACCGCUUCGAACAGUAUACGUUGGCUAAACCCAAUCUCAAUGGAGCAAUUCCUUUGGACAAAUGCCAGGACGCCGAUUCGAUGGCAUCUAAUAGUAAAAAGAGAGCUCAAACUUCGCGGCAGAAAGUUUUGUGUUGCUUUUGUUUCAAAACAACAAAGUAUCGAAGAAAACAAUUCAUUAUCGGCUGCCUAACAAAUGGCGUAAUAUUUUCAGUUUUAUUGGCAUAUACGUUUCUAGGUUCAGUCAUAUUUUUAGCGAUAGAAGGUGGUGUAGAAGUUCCUGCUCGACCGAGGAUACUUCCAGACAAACAAAAAAUUACACAUAAAGAUAGUAACACAAAUAAUAAAGAAAUAGAGGAUGAUAAUGAUUAUAGGAAUUUAACACUAUCUGCAAACUAUUUCUGGGACGCGAGAAGCAAAGCCGUUGAAAAUAUCUGGGAAAUAACAGUCUCGUUAAAUAUUUUAUACAGAGAAAAUUGGACGCGGUUAGCUGCACAGGAAAUUCUGAAGUUUCAAAAUGAGUUGAUGCAAAGAGUCACGACAGAAAUGGCGUCGCAGUAUGGCGUCAGUUACAGAGAAAUGGCGCUGGGCGAAUUUACCGGGAAUGACAUUAGCAACCAUUACGAAGAGCACGAAUGGAAUUUGGCGCUGGCAUUUUUCUACUCGUUAACUGUUUUAACGACAAUUGGUUACGGUAACAUAGCUCCAAGAACUGUCAUGGGGAAAAGCGUCACCAUUGCAUAUGCUCUUGUUGGUAUCCCUUUAACACUUGUAUACCUUUCAAGUGUUGGAUCAUUAUUAUCAAAGAUGGCAAGAAGUGUUUUCAGCAGAGCACUAUGCUGCUGUCUCUGUUCAAACUGUGGUUACUGUUGCUAUGAUGAACGAAGAAUGGCCGAAAAAGAGCGAAGAAUGAAACUGAAAAGACAGCAAGAAGAAAUGAUCAACAGUCAAAAUACAAGCAAAACUCCAACAGAAGAAUGUUAUGUAUUAAAAGCCGAUAGUCAAAAAGACUCAAUAUCGGAAAGACCUACCACUAGUACAGCCAAAGAAGAUGUCAUUAGUUGGCCAGAUACUGACUCCAAAUUAUCAAUGCAUGGACUCAGUAUUUUAGCUCCAGUUUUUCUUUGUCUUGGAGCAAUUUUCAUUUAUAUAUCAAUAGGAGCUGUUGUGUUAUUUAAUUUAGAUAAUAUGAGUAUUACGGAUGGUUUUUAUUUUUGUUUUAUGACUUUAAGCACAAUUGGUUUUGGUAAUAUUAUUCCAGGAAUGAGUUAUACCACAAUUAACGCAGUUAGAUAUUAUACUAUUAAUUCCACUGUGUUGUGGUUUUGCUCGGCUUAUACUUUAAUUGGACUAGCGUUAACUGCUAUGUGUUUUGGUGUUAUUCACGAUGAGAUAAUAUAUCGUAUAAAACAUCAACAAAAAGAGUGGUCCCAAAAAAGUAACAUUGUCAACGAUGAGGUAAAUAUCAGCGAGGCAUAUUAUAUGAGCUCCUGACAAAUAUAUAAAGGCAAGUCCGAAAAUUUGUACAGUAUAAUGGAAGAUAGUUCUACAGUAGAACGUAAUAGAGUUGAAAUUGAGAGUAGGGAAGUAGUAUUAAGUGUAGAUGAAAUGUCAUUAGCAAUGGAAUCAACUACAGAUUUCCCGCCUCCACCUCCUGCAGAAGAAAUUGUUGCUAUCGUGACAAAGAAAGAACCUAAGAUUGUAAUGGGAAAUAUGGUAGCGUAUAACGUUUUACCAGAAAUGCUUGAUCAUAUUAACAAAUAGACUUUGUAUUUGUAAAUAAUAUUUUUUACAAUUUCUCUUUGUCGUUUAAUUUACUGGCUGUGAUUCCAUUACAAUCAAAUGUAUUACUUAUCAUUUUUAA